AUGACAUCUCAAGCAACACAAGAAACCCUUGUACCUGUCUUUGUAUCUUAAGAUGAAUACAACUAAAUUCUCUAGCAGCCUUCUUACUUGCACCAAUAAUUGUUAUAAGAACUAUAUCAAAAGAAAUAAUAGUAAACUUAGUUACAAGCAAACUUGCAAAUACAUCCUUAUUUGUAAUUACAACAAUAGACUCUUAAUCAAUCACAAAACUAGAAUGUAUCAAUUAACAUACCAAAAAUACCUACUAGUCCUAACUAAUAUUCUUAGCCUUAGGGAUAUCCAUAUCAAAAUUAAUAACUUCAAUAAUAGUUAUUAUACUAGAAUCAAAAUUAAAUUUAAAACUAGAAUACUGUUCCUAUAGUAUAAAAAUAGCACUUGAAACAUGCCUCAAUUCAAAAAGCUGGAACCUAAGAACGUAAAUUUUUUUAUGAAUCGUUCACUUCUUUGUUUAUGGUUGAAAUAUGUAUUUCGCUAUUUCUUAAUACUAUUUCUGCUUUAUUCCGUAUAUAAGUGGUUACAAGUAACUAUACUUGGGGUCCUGGAUUAUGGGCAAUUUUAAUAUUAUUCAUACUAUUGAAUUUGUUCAUCAUAACUAAUUCAACAUAUAUGACUCAAGGUAACAAUCAAAUGACGUUAUAUUGGAUACAUGUAGUUCUAUAUGUUUGGCUUUUGUAAGGAAUUUAAACAGCUGUUUCCGGCAGUGAUAGAAUCUUUUCUUGGGACACCAACUAUUUCUACUACUUUUACCUUUUAAUUUGUGUUGAAUUCAUUUCAGUCAGAUACGCAAUCAAAUACAAGGGAGUUAUGAAACCUAUCAAAGAAUAUGUCAGCUACUUAAUCUUCCCACCAAUAAUUGCUUACUCUGCAGAAUUCUUCAGUCAGUAUUAUCGCUUUUUCUAUGUCCCAUUAUUUUUAUGGCUACUCAUAGUUAUCCUUAUAGGAUUUGGAUGCAUUUUACUUAUAAAAAGACUCGUUUAAAAAGGAUAUAACAACUUCAAGACUAACCAUGUUUUUGCUAUGGCCAUAAGUUUUCCUAUUUUAAUGAUUAGUCCAUUCUAUGAUGAUGAAUGA
Messenger RNA from Paramecium tetraurelia, 1071 nucleotides. RefSeq lists its product as uncharacterized. The transcript is spliced from 3 exons. Lineage: Eukaryota; Ciliophora; Oligohymenophorea; Peniculida; Parameciidae. The record is from RefSeq and is a predicted model, not a curated record.